Lytechinus pictus (painted urchin) is the source of this 3018-nucleotide messenger RNA. Its product is annotated as rab proteins geranylgeranyltransferase component A 1-like. Bases 1 to 1011 code for a protein of 336 amino acids. The record is from RefSeq and is a predicted model, not a curated record. NCBI's taxonomy places the organism in Eukaryota, Metazoa, Echinodermata, Echinoidea, Temnopleuroida, Toxopneustidae. Gene Ontology annotation, cellular component: nucleus; Rab-protein geranylgeranyltransferase complex; cytosol. Gene Ontology annotation, biological process: small GTPase-mediated signal transduction; vesicle-mediated transport; intracellular protein transport. Gene Ontology annotation, molecular function: GDP-dissociation inhibitor activity. The transcript has 6 exons.
AUGUAUGUUUUUCUCUUUUCCAGUUAUCUAUCAAGAGGAAUACUAAUAACAGACAAAUCAAUCAAGGAAUCAACAACUCAACAAAUCACAUUUCUCACUGUACCACCGUGUGAUGAGAAAGAUCAACCUGUUCAUGUGAUUGAAGUAGGGUAUGCAGCAUGUGCCGCUCCACCCAAUCUUUAUAUUGUGCACCUGACUGCUAAAGCCAACAAUAAUGAUGUAUCAGCAAAGGAUGACUUGCACCAUACAGUACAAACAUUCUUUCAGUUUGCAUCAAAAGAAUCUGGACCUUCAGUAGAUAAUGCUAAACCAAAGAUCCUUUGGUCAGUGUUUUUCACUCAAGAAGACGUGACUGGAGUUGAAGAUGAAGUUCUUAGAGCUACAAUGCCUGGUAAUGUGUAUGUUACAGCAGGAGCUGGAGGAUCAAUUGGAUUUGAUCAUGCUGUAUCACAGGCAAAGGAGAUCUUUGAUAAGUUGUGUCCUGGAGAAGAAUUUCUUCCAGCUGCUCCUGAUCCAGAUGAUCUUGUAUUUGAAGACCCUAAUAAUGAGCAUACAUCCCAGGCUGGUUUUGAGGUAAACAGUGCAACUGUUAAUGAUGAGACUCUGGGGUCAAGAAAGGAGACAAGGACUUCAGAAGAGAUCAAAAAUGGAACAUCAGAAGAGAACGAAAUGGGAACAUCGGAUGAGAACGAAAUGGGAACAUCGGAAGAGAACGAAAUGGGAACAUCGGAAGAGAACAAAAUGGGAACAUCGGAAGAGAAUGAGGUGAGAACUUUGAAAGAGAACGAAAUGGGAACAUCAGAAGAGAACGAAUUGGGAGCUUCGAAAGAGAACGAAAUGGGAACAUCAGAAGAGAACAAGAGGAGAAUGUCAGAAGAAAACGAGAUGGGAACGUCGGAAGAGGAGGUUACAGCGUCGUCAGUGGAGACAAAAAUAUCAGAAGAUGAGAAGAUAAGAACAUCAGAAGAGCAGACUGUAAUGUCAGAAGAGAGAAAAUGGCAGGAAAAAUAACAUUUGAACUUCACAUUCUUGCUGUACUGGGUUUAUAGAAGUUCCCUCUCCCCUAUUAUCUUGGUAGUUGAACAUAUGUUCAGGGGAAGUGGGCAUAUACCUAUGAACAGACAACAUCAGAAUUAAGUAUCUUAAUUUAUUUAAAUCUAAUUCAUUAAGUGAAAUAUAAAAUCGUCAAUUUUUCUGUUUAGAUUAUCUAUGUAGGAUUCUGAUUGAGAGCUUUAUUUAAAGAAUUAGAGCAAAAAUUAGGAUUUCACAUAUUAAUAACGCAUGAAUAAGCAUAAUCAACUUAGAGCAAUUACAUGAAAAAAAAUGUACAUUUACAAUUUUGUCAGUUUGAGGCAGGAAUAUAGCCAAAAUAGCCUGAUGUAGUUAGGGUUGAACUGUUGUAAUUGAUUUAAUAAUGAAGAAGCAAUUAAUUGAAAUAACAAUGCAUUACAUGUUUCAUGAUAUGUAGUAAUUGAAUCAAUCAUGUGAGCAAAUGAAAAAAAACCCUCUUAAGAAUGUUGCAGAUCGUAUUUGUUGUUCAUACUUGUAUCACUGUUUACAAGUGCCAUGAUUUAUAGUUUUUCAAGUAAUUUUUUAUAUUUUCUAUUAUGCUUUAGUUUUCUUUAAUCAUUUCAAUGAAAUUUUGAUGUCCUCAUAGCGAGCCUCUGGUUAUAUUCUUCUUGUAUGUAUGUGGCUAAUGUUAACUUAACCUUUAAAGAGCUGAGUGAAAAUGCAUCUUCCACUGCUCUUCACGUUAAAUCUGACAUAUAACCCUAAAACCGCCGGGGAGAUUGGGUUGAAUCAACCCCCUCUCCCCCCUUUCCCAUUUUCCAUAAUACCCCCGUCACACUUAUUCGGAAUCAGCAGGAAUCGAGCAGAACCAGCCGGAAUGAAGAACUUUCAAAAUUCGUGCCACAUUCGGGAGGGAAUUUGAAAUUUUCACUACUUUUGCAAAAAUGUCGUUCGAAUACUUAAAACGUCCUUCGAUCCCGCCUUGAAUGAUUCUUGCACAUUCCGGGUGUAUUGACUGUCGAAUACAGUCGGAACACGGGAAGAAUAUUAAGAAUGCUCUUAGAAUGUGGUAAGAAUAUUUAGAAUGCAGUCAGAGAGCAGUCAGAAUGCACUUCGAAUGUCGUUCGAUAUUUCUCCACUUCGAAUGCACUUCGAAAGUUUUGAACAUGAGCAAAACAUUCGGGCCGGUCACAAGAAUGGACCCGAAUGUCUGGAAUGCACUCAGAAUGUAGUCAGAAUUUUUAAAUGCGCUUCGAAUAUCCAGGAAUGUACCAAGAAAUUCCAUUCCGACGGCAUUCCGCCUCUAGUGUGACGGGGGUUUAACCAUUCGCUUGAAAUUUUCCGACCAUGCCGCUCACUAACUUUUACUUUAAAGUCUUGCGCAUCUUUUGAGACCAAAUUUACAAUGUCCGGGUAUGCGGUUGAAAAAUCAUGCAACAUUAUGUAAGUGCAUACAUGUCAGACCAAAAAUUACUCCAAAACUUGAUUUUUUUGUACAAAGCCAAUGUAAAUUAAUUAUUAUUAUUUUAUUGAUAAAGAUAUUAUUUUUACUUUCAAAAGCUGAAAUUGUUUACCAUAAAUGUAUUGAUACAUGUAAAAGGCUCUGCUAUAAAUUUGGUGAAAAAAAAGAAUACAAUAGGUCAAUAAACUAGCAUUCAAGGAGCUUUUUAUAGUGAAAUAGAGCAAUAAGUAUGGUUUCCGCGUAAAAUAGCAUGAUUAAUUCAAAUUAAAACAUUUUGGAAGAAUUAACCAUACAGCCUUGUAGAUUACAUCCCACACUAUUUAUGCCAAUUUUCACAGCGUUCACGCUAUCGGCAGCUGAGAUCUCAAGGUGGGUUGACUCAACUCCCCCUCCCCCCCCCCCCCCCCCCAACCACGACCAGUUAACACCUAUAAAAGCCCUGCCUGGUUAGAGUUAAAUCUAUCUGAAACUCAUUUGUAAGGCCUAUGGCACACAGGAGUUCUUGAUUUUUACUUGGAAAUAAAAUUAUUUUGCUGAAAACUCAA